Molecule: messenger RNA, 2990 nt
Organism: Mus caroli (Ryukyu mouse)
Lineage: Eukaryota; Metazoa; Chordata; Mammalia; Rodentia; Muridae
Gene: Stat4
Product: signal transducer and activator of transcription 4
Biological process (GO): signal transduction; regulation of DNA-templated transcription
Molecular function (GO): DNA binding; DNA-binding transcription factor activity
Source: RefSeq, a predicted model, not a curated record
ACAGGUACCAAGACAAGGUGGAAGCUGGCCAGAGAGGGCAGACACCGAGAACUUUCACAAGAGUUGCCACAAACCUUACUCAGCCUGUCUUCUCACAAGACAGCAGACCCUGCUGUUGGUUGGUGUGUUGACGCUGGCUCCCUAUAAAGAAUGGAGUUAAGUCUAGGAAAACAGGAAUCCCAGUCCUUCAGUGUGUACCUCUUACUCUACACUCUUGGGCCAAUUUGCAUUUGUAAGAGUGGCUACUAGGGAUGGGGCGGUGCUCUGCAAAGGGGGGCUUCAGCCUGACUUUGUAAAGCGUUUCUAGAAUAGAGUGGAUAGGAACUGACUAAAGUCCCAGGGACUCAAACACUGACGCACAGGAAAGCCUCAAGUGGGUGGAGAAAUGCAAAUCCCCUAGAGGAAUGGCGUCAGCGGCUGUGGACCCUGAAGGCCGAUUCUGACUUUGGACCUGUGCAGUGCCACUACCUGGACGGAGAGAGAGCGAGCCAGCAUGUCUCAGUGGAAUCAAGUCCAACAAUUAGAAAUCAAGUUUUUGGAGCAAGUAGAUCAGUUCUAUGAUGACAACUUUCCUAUGGAAAUCCGGCAUCUGCUAGCUCAGUGGAUUGAGACUCAAGACUGGGAAGUAGCUUCUAACAAUGAAACUAUGGCAACAAUUCUGCUUCAAAACUUACUAAUACAAUUGGAUGAACAGUUGGGGCGGGUUUCCAAAGAAAAAAAUCUGCUAUUGAUUCACAAUCUAAAGAGAAUUAGAAAAGUCCUUCAGGGCAAGUUUCAUGGAAAUCCAAUGCAUGUAGCUGUGGUAAUUUCAAAUUGCUUAAGGGAAGAGAGGAGAAUAUUGGCUGCAGCCAACAUGCCUAUCCAGGGACCUCUGGAGAAAUCCUUACAGAGUUCUUCAGUUUCCGAAAGACAAAGAAAUGUGGAACACAAAGUGUCUGCCAUUAAAAACAGUGUGCAGAUGACAGAACAAGAUACCAAAUACUUAGAAGACCUGCAAGAUGAGUUUGACUACAGGUAUAAAACAAUUCAGACAAUGGAUCAGGGUGACAAGAACAGUAUCCUGGUGAACCAGGAAGUUUUGACACUGCAAGAAAUGCUUAAUAGUCUGGACUUCAAGAGAAAGGAAGCACUCAGUAAGAUGACACAGAUAGUGAAUGAGACAGACCUGCUCAUGAACAGCAUGCUUCUAGAAGAGCUGCAGGACUGGAAGAAGCGGCAGCAGAUUGCCUGCAUUGGUGGCCCGCUCCACAACGGGCUGGACCAGCUUCAGAACUGCUUUACCCUACUGGCAGAGAGUCUUUUCCAACUCAGACAGCAACUGGAGAAACUACAGGAGCAAUCUACCAAAAUGACCUAUGAAGGGGAUCCCAUCCCUGCUCAAAGAGCACACCUGCUGGAAAGAGCUACCUUCCUGAUCUACAAUCUUUUCAAGAACUCAUUUGUGGUCGAGCGACAGCCAUGCAUGCCAACGCACCCUCAGAGGCCGAUGGUACUUAAAACCCUCAUUCAGUUCACUGUAAAACUGAGAUUACUAAUAAAAUUGCCAGAACUAAACUAUCAGGUGAAAGUAAAGGCGUCCAUUGACAAGAAUGUUUCAACUCUAAGCAAUAGAAGAUUUGUGCUUUGUGGAACUCACGUCAAAGCUAUGUCCAGUGAGGAAUCUUCCAAUGGGAGCCUCUCAGUGGAGUUUAGACAUUUGCAACCCAAGGAGAUGAAGUGCAGUACUGGGAGUAAAGGAAACGAGGGCUGCCACAUGGUGACGGAGGAGUUGCAUUCCAUAACCUUUGAGACCCAGAUCUGCCUCUAUGGCCUCACCAUUAACCUAGAGACCAGCUCAUUACCUGUCGUGAUGAUUUCUAAUGUCAGUCAACUACCUAAUGCAUGGGCAUCCAUCAUUUGGUACAAUGUGUCAACUAAUGACUCCCAGAACUUGGUUUUCUUUAAUAACCCUCCAUCUGUCACUUUGGGCCAACUCCUGGAAGUGAUGAGCUGGCAAUUUUCAUCCUAUGUCGGUCGUGGCCUUAAUUCAGAGCAGCUCAACAUGCUAGCAGAGAAGCUCACAGUUCAGUCUAACUACAAUGAUGGUCACCUCACCUGGGCCAAGUUCUGCAAGGAACAUUUGCCUGGCAAAACAUUUACCUUCUGGACUUGGCUUGAAGCAAUAUUGGACCUAAUUAAAAAACAUAUACUUCCCCUCUGGAUUGAUGGGUACAUCAUGGGAUUUGUUAGCAAAGAGAAGGAACGGCUUCUGCUCAAAGAUAAAAUGCCUGGGACAUUUUUGUUAAGAUUCAGUGAGAGCCAUCUUGGAGGGAUAACCUUCACCUGGGUGGACCAAUCUGAAAAUGGAGAAGUGAGAUUCCACUCUGUAGAACCCUACAACAAAGGGAGACUGUCGGCUCUGCCGUUCGCUGACAUCCUGCGAGACUACAAGGUUAUCAUGGCUGAAAACAUUCCUGAAAACCCUCUGAAGUACCUCUACCCUGACAUUCCCAAAGACAAAGCCUUUGGCAAACACUACAGCUCCCAGCCAUGCGAAGUUUCAAGACCAACCGAACGGGGAGACAAGGGUUACGUCCCCUCUGUUUUUAUCCCCAUUUCAACAAUCCGAAGUGAUUCCACGGAGCCACAAUCUCCUUCAGACCUUCUCCCCAUGUCUCCAAGUGCAUAUGCUGUGCUGAGAGAAAACCUGAGCCCAACAACAAUUGAAACUGCAAUGAAUUCCCCAUAUUCUGCUGAAUGACGGUGUAAAUGGACACUUCAAAGAAGGAAGCAGAUGAAACUGGAGACUGUUCUUUACCAUAGAUCACAAUUUAUUUCUUCGGCUUUGUAAAUACCAGUUUCUAGAAAAUGGUAGGAAGUUGGAAGCUCUCUUCUCACUUGGUGCCACUCCCAGCAAGGAGCGCUGUGACUAAAAUGCUAAAAAACCUGCAAGAAAAGACAGCUUUGAGAAACCAGUGUUGGUAACAAUAUAACAGAGGACUCCUUUGAAA